Molecule: messenger RNA, 2050 nt
Organism: Bactrocera oleae (olive fruit fly)
Lineage: Eukaryota; Metazoa; Arthropoda; Insecta; Diptera; Tephritidae
Product: putative gustatory receptor 98b
Biological process (GO): sensory perception of taste; chemosensory behavior; male courtship behavior
Cellular component (GO): neuronal cell body; axon; membrane
Molecular function (GO): sweet taste receptor activity
Source: RefSeq, a predicted model, not a curated record
GUGGUGGUGCGUUUAUUGACCGCAAGUUUAUGUACAAUACAUAUAUUGAAAUAUUGAUUAUUUUUAUGUUUUAUAAAAAAGUUUAGUUUAUUUGAUCUGUUCAGAUGCCGUUGGUUUCAUAAACUAGAUUAUGUCGUACUAAUGAUGAGCUCUUACAUACUCAACUAAGUCUAUUCCGCUCAAAUUUACUUUUAAUAUAUAUGAGAGCUAUAAAAAUAGAAUGUAUACAAUGUGACAUCGAAUUAAUUGGUUGUUCAAUUUGCAAAACGCACUUAAUCAUUAAUUUCCACCCAUACUUUUUACAUUUAUACUUGCAUAAGCAAAUAUACAUGCAUGUUGAAUGUGUGGAGAUAACGAAUUGUUGUACAUGUCGUAUGAGUAAUAUUCAAUGCAAUUUUAACAUAUCAGAUGAUACGUGGGAACACCACUUCCAAAGACCACAACGCAUUUCGAUAAAAAGCUUUUAGCAUACAGGAUAGAGGCUAGUUUUAUUUAUAUAUUUUUAUGUGGCAUUCAUCAUUAUAUUCGUGUUGAAGAAUUUUCACUCUGCAGCAGGUAAUCCGAAACCAGUGAGUGUAGUUUUCACAAGAAAAAGUUCAUAACUAACAUCCAUUAGAGAAUAUAAGCGAUUUUUUGUAGAUAUUAAUUUUCAAAAUUAAGAUUUUUUAAAGAAAUGCUGUAAUUUAGUUUCUUUUCAGUACACUUUAGUUGUUGAUUUUUACGAUAUGGGUCUAGUGAAAUUUUCCGAGUCAACUUUAAUUGCCGUAAUUGCGCCCUACGUAUGGACUUUUUCAUUGUUUGCUGUUGUGAUGCCGCCAUAUUACAUUCUUCGUACGGUUUCAACAUAUCGCCAUUGGAUGUUGCAUAUUAUGCGCACAGUUUUCAUCCUAUAUAUGCUAGUGCAAUUUAUUAUCAGCUUUUGGGUCGCAUAUCUCUAUAACAUGCUGCUUAGUAGUUUUUUGAUGCGAAGCUCUUUGGAUAUUAUGACUUGUGUAUUAAGCAUAGGCAUUAAUAUCGUACAGCUUAUAGUGCAAGUAACGGUAUAUGUGCAAGCGUUAACUAAACACCGUCUACUCCGUGACGUGCUCAGUGAUAUUGUACAAUUAGAAUCGGAUAUACGUAAACAUUUAUCGACCGCUUGUUCAUUGGCAUCUUUUCGUUGGCGUUUAGGGCUUCGAGUCGGCAUUUGGCUCGUAGUGGUUUCGACUUUUGUACCUUAUCUGAGCUAUAAGCUUUAUACUCAAUCUUUUCAACCAAUUAAGCGUGGAAUUAUUGUAUAUAUUGGUACGUUAAUCCAUUUCAAAGGAGUUGAGUAUUGUGUUAGUGUGGAAAUGAUACAGGAGCUCCUACACCUGGUUCAGCAGCAAUUGGUACAUUUGAGACGAGAGUUGGUGCGCUGUGAAAGAGUGGAAUUGCGUUCGAGUUUAUACGAUGACUUGCAAACGAACCAGAAACUUCUAGCUCGUGUCUGGAAUCUUCUAAAUCAAAUAGAACGAUAUUUUUUUAUUCCUAUGCUUAUGUUUUUCUUCAUUAAUGGAUUCGCUAUAAUUCAAGCUAUACAUUGGGCUUACAUCAACUUUGAGCGUGAUAACUUGAACUUGCGUUUAUAUCGCAUAGUCUACACCGUCAUGAUAAUUUUGGCUUUGCUCUUACCCUGCUAUCUGAGUCAGUGCUGUAUUGAUGAGUACAACCGCUUCGGCACAAUAUUGCACAAAUUGAAGACCAUGGGCAUUGACGAACAACUCAAUAUGCGUUUACAGGAGUAUUCACUUCAACUAAUGCAUCAAAAGAUGCUCUUCACUUGCGGUGGUCUAUUUGAUAUAAACUUGAAAAAUUUUGGAGCGAUAAGUCUCACAAUUACGACAUAUAUUGUUAUACUAAUUCAAUUCAAAUUACAAGCAGAAACUGAGAAUAAAUCGAAUAUUGGAAUUCGUUUUGAAUAAAAUGAUCGUUUUAAAACAUUAAUCGUCUAAUUGCAGCUUAUGUAUAUACAUAUGACAUGUAAAAAGCACUAAUUUGGAAUAAUAAAAAUGCAAACAUAAUGAAAUUU